AUGCCAAAACAUUCGGACAAGGGUUCAAAACGUCAAUCCAAAGCCUCCAAGAAAGACAAUCGAGGAGUGAAGAAAUUGCAAAACAAACUCUCAACCAAUACUAAUUUUUCAAUUACAGCAGAGGUUGCAGCCAAGUUAAUUUCUGAAAAGCAACAAGCAUCGGAGGGUUCAAAUAAUUCGGCAACAACAACAGCCACUAGUAAUACUGCACAAUCAUCAUCGGAAGCAACAACACCAAUGGAAAUUACUAAAAUUGAACCAACAAAUAAGAAUAAGAAGAAAUCAAAGAAGAAAUAA
Naegleria lovaniensis is the source of this 297-nucleotide messenger RNA. RefSeq lists its product as uncharacterized. The transcript has a single exon. Lineage: Eukaryota; Heterolobosea; Eutetramitea; Acrasida; Naegleriidae. The record is from RefSeq and is a predicted model, not a curated record. The coding region runs from base 1 to 297 and encodes 98 amino acids.